Rhinolophus ferrumequinum (greater horseshoe bat) is the source of this 2790-nucleotide messenger RNA. RefSeq names its product transmembrane protein 259 (gene TMEM259). The record is from RefSeq and is a predicted model, not a curated record. Gene Ontology annotation, cellular component: endoplasmic reticulum. Gene Ontology annotation, biological process: response to endoplasmic reticulum stress; positive regulation of ERAD pathway. Bases 212 to 2083 code for a protein of 623 amino acids. The transcript has 11 exons. NCBI's taxonomy places the organism in Eukaryota, Metazoa, Chordata, Mammalia, Chiroptera, Rhinolophidae.
UCCGGCCGCCGGCAUCCCAGCGUUCCCCACCGGCGCAGGGGGACCGCUCUUGCCGGCGCAGCGACUCGCUGGCGUCAGCAGGCUGCGGAGGCGGAAGAUGGCGGCGGCGGCCUGGCGGCCGUGAGUAUCGCGGCGGCGGCGAGGGCGGCUGAUGGCGGCCGGGAGGCGCCCUUGGGGACCCGCGGGCCAUUAGAGCGCGACGCUGGGCGGCAUGUCGGAGCACGCAGCGCCCGGGGCCCCGGGGCCUGGGCCCAACGGUGGUGGCGGUGGCGGCGGCCCGGCCCCCGCACGCGGGCCCCGCACCCCCAACCUCAACCCCAACCCACUCAUCAACGUGCGCGACCGGCUCUUCCACGCUCUCUUCUUCAAGAUGGCUGUGACCUACUCGCGGCUCUUCCCGCCCGCUUUCCGCCGUCUCUUCGAGUUCUUCGUGUUGCUCAAGGCCCUGUUCGUGCUCUUCGUGCUGGCCUAUAUCCACAUUGUCUUCUCCCGCUCGCCCAUCAACUGCCUGGAGCACGUGCGUGACCAGUGGCCGCGUGAGGGCGUCCUGCGCGUGGAGGUGCAGCCGAACUCCAGCCGCGCACCCGUCUUCCUGCAGUUCUGUGCCGGUGGCCGCAGCAGCUUCCCCAGCCUGGCCGCAGCGCCCGGCCUGGAGCUGGAAGAGGAGGACGAGGAGGAGGAGGAGCUGACCAUGGAGAUGUUUGGCAACCGCUCCAUCCAGUUUGAGCUGGACAUCGAGCCCAAGGUGUUCAAGCCACCUGAUGCCCCCGAGGCCCUGAAUGACAGCCAGGAGUUCCCCUUCCCUGAGACACCCUCUAAAGCGUGGCCGCAGGACGAAUACAUCGUGGAGUACUCGCUGGAGUACGGCUUCCUGCGCCUGUCCCAGGCCACACGGCAGCGACUCAGCAUCCCGGUCAUGGUGGUCACCCUGGACCCCACACGGGACCAGUGCUUCGGAGACCGCUUCAGUCGCCUGUUGCUGGCUGAGUUCCUGGGCUAUGAUGACAUCCUCAUGUCCAGUGUGAAGGGCCUGGCUGAAAAUGAGGAGAACAAGGGCUUCCUGCGGAAUGUGGUGUCCGGUGAGCACUACCGCUUCGUGAGCAUGUGGAUGGCCCGCACAUCCUACCUGGCUGCCUUUGUCAUCAUGGUCAUUUUUACCCUGAGUGUGUCCAUGCUGCUCCGCUACUCCCACCACCAGAUCUUUGUCUUCAUUGACCUGCUGCAGAUGCUGGAGAUGAACAUGGCCAUCGCCUUCCCCGCGGCACCCCUGCUGACCGUCAUCCUGGCCCUCGUGGGGAUGGAGGCCAUCAUGUCAGAGUUCUUCAAUGACACCACCACCGCCUUCUACAUCAUCCUCAUCGUGUGGCUGGCUGACCAGUAUGAUGCUAUUUGCUGCCACACCAACACCAGCAAGAGACACUGGCUGCGGUUCUUCUACCUGUACCACUUCGCCUUCUAUGCCUACCACUACCGCUUCAAUGGUCAGUACAGCAGCCUGGCCCUGGUCACCUCCUGGCUCUUCAUCCAGCAUUCCAUGAUCUACUUCUUCCACCACUACGAGCUGCCGGCCAUCCUGCAGCAGAUCCGAAUCCAGGAGAUGCUGCUGCAAACACCACCGCUGGGCCCAGGCACCCCCACGGCGCUGCCUGACGACCUCAACAACAACGGGGGCACCCUGGCUACUGCCCCUGACCCUGCUGGCCAGCCCCCUGCCCUGGGCCCUGGCUCGGCAGGUGUUGGUGGGGUCCCUGCGCCCGUGGCCGAGGCACCCAGCUCUCUCGUGGCUGCAGCAGCCUCUGUGGCUGCAGCAGCCAGUGGGGACCUGGGUUGGAUGGCGGAGACAGCCGCCAUCAUCACAGACGCCUCCUUCUUGUCCGGCCUGAGCGCCUCCCUCCUGGAGCGGCGGGCAGCUGGCCCCCUGAGUCCAGGUGGGGGGCUCCCUCGGGAUCCCCAGGCCCCCCUGGACAGUGCCCUCCCAAACGAUUCCUCAGCACCUGACACAGCCCCUCUGGCUGCCGGGGUGAGUGGGCCCAGCCCUGAGUCCAUGACCCCAGCAGAUUCGCCCUCGGAGGCCGGCUCCUGAGUCCUUGGCAGCUGAGCACCUCAGUCCCUGGCUCUCCAGGCUGGCUGGGCGUGACCUGGCUGGGGACCUUGGAGGAUCAGGGAGGCAGUCACCGGUGUCUCUGGGACUGCCCAGCUUGCGUUGUGGUGUUGGGGUCCAUCUGGUUUGCUCAGGGGUGGGCUCCUCUUCCCUGGGCUUGUGCCUGCCUGUAGCCUAUCCCUGCCACGUUUAUAGUGGGCCCCCUCAGCCUGCACAUUGAGGCAGGCCGUUGAAUCGGGGCAGGAGGUGGGGGCGGGGACUCCAUGGAAGGUUCUGGAAGGGGCUGGUGAAAGGUCUGGAACGAGGUGUACUUAGGGGCAGAGCCUGGCAGGUCUCUGAGCCAGGUGAACACGGGUGGGGGUUGGCUGCUCGGCUGGUGCUCGUCGUGCACAGUGCCUUUUCCACGGCCCGUGCCCCCCCCCCCCGUGUGUGUGUGUGUGUGUGUGUGUGUGUGUGUGUGUGUGCGCGCGCGCGCCAGGGCUGGGGUCCAGGGAGGGCAGGGCUGGUGCCUCUGGCAGAGGGAUGCCAACGGUGAAGGCAGUAGCGGGGUAGCGCUAGGGGCCAGCCGUGCUGGGGCGGGAGAGCGGCCAAACCAAGUGACUCCGUGAGGACUGCGGAGCGCUCAUUCCGUUCUGUUUAAUUGCAGUGUACGAAAUUGUGUUUGUAUAUAGAAUAAACUUGACAGCGCC